UUAUAGAUCAAAAUUUAUAGAAACACUGAAAUGAAUAACUCGUAGUGAUUGAUGCAAUUUGCUUGCACGAUCGCGCGGGGAUUACUUUUGGAGUUGAGUUGGGAGGCAUUGGAUCAGUGCAAUACCUUGUUUCACUUUGAGCUUGGCUCUAAAUGUGAUCAACAAGUAGUUUAUCAGCUACUGCGUGUUGGGUGUGGUGGGGCUGCUGUGUUUGCACAGUACAAGUUGCCAAAUAACAUUAUCUCGCCCUUUGUUUCGGCUGGUGGUGCACAUCUGUUACUGUCAUCUUGAGUGUCCAUUUCUGCUUGAAAGCUGCUGCUCAUUUCUACCCGCUUCAGGUUUGUCAAAUGUCAAUUUGGGGAGUGUGUGGUUGCGUUUGAUGAGUGCAGUUUAACCGGAAGACAGAUUGAACAAGAAGACGAGAAGUGACAGAGAGAGAAGAGAAGAGAAGAGAAAGACAAGGACGCAGUAGGCGAUUGAUUCAUUGCUCCUCCCACUAGAGGGCAAACAUAUAGAUAGCUGGCUCGUAGCUUAUCUCUUAUCUCACCAUCCCCAUCGCCAUCGCCGCCGCCACCCUUACUCUGGCUGUAGUGCUGUGCUGUGCUCAUUACUCGUUCACUCACACAUCUGUAUACUGUAAUACACUCGCCAGGUCAACAUCAAAACAAGCUACGCUACAAUCCAAACUCAACCGAUCGAACACAUUUGAACACACCUCAAAACUCAUCUUCAGACCCACUGCUAAUACACAUCACACCAUACGCCUGCAGUUAGUGGAUGCUGCUAAUUAAUUGAAUUGAAUUGUUUCCUUACUUGUUUCCAUAUUUGAGGCACAGCAGUCAUGAUGAGUUACGCAUUCUGUGGGCGUGGAGAGACGCUGGCAGUGAUCUUUGACAGAGAGGAGGGCGGCUUCUGCUCCUGUGCGGCCGACGUCCUCUUUCCCUGUCUCCUCUUCACAAUCGCCCUCAUUCGAAUCAUAAUGUUAAAGCCCCAGUGCAGCCCCAGAUGCUGUUCUUGCUGGUCUCCCUUUUCCAAACACACUGCCGCUGCUGCUGCAGCUGCACAGCACACACCCAACAGGAGCAUGGCCUCCGGCUGUCCCUACUCCUCCCCACAUCAGACUGACCACGUGAACUACUCUGGAGUGGCUGUGAACGAACACCCAGCCCCAGUAGGAGAAGCAGCAGCAGCAGCAGACUUGGGCAGACGAAGUGCCAAGUGGGGGUCAGUGGGACGCAUGUUCGUGUGGCUGCAGCUGCUCAUGCCAUUCCACUCACUCCUUCUUCUCGUCAUUCGAGUCACUCUGGCCAAGGAACAGUUGCUCCUUGUGUGGCCAGUGUCCAUUCUACUCCUGUUCGCAUCCUGGUGGACCAGCACUUUCUGUCUAGAAGUGGAGGUGUCCAGAGCUCUGGACAAGAGUUCCAGCCCCAAAUUUAGACACAGUCCCAUCCUGCUCCUCUUCUGGGGCACCAGUCUCAUCUAUGAAUCAGUGCCAAUCAUCGACCUCAUAGUUGCACACGAAUGGAAGUAUCCUCUACACGAUGCUGCCACCAAUACUAAAAGCAUAGUCAUGUUUGGCCUCUGGUGUGUUCGUUUCACUAGUGUAAUUGUCAUCCUCAUUCUCGGCUUCAUAGCUCCCGGACUGCCGAGACGAAGUCGUCCGGUUGUCCAUUCGGCUGGGGAGGGCGAAGACCAACAAGGCCUGUUUGGAAAAGGAGAGAAGAAAUUGACGAGUGAAGAGGACAGCACGUUCAAGAACUUCUUCCUGAAGAUGAAGUUUUUGUGGCCUUACAUUUGGCCGAAGAACGAACCCAGGCUGCAGAUAAAUGUAGUGCUCUGCUUCAUUCUCCUUAUCUUAGGGCGUCUGGUCAACAUCUGCAUCCCCAUUUUCUACUCCAAGCUAGUCACCCGUCUCUCUCAAGAGGAGGAGGUGGAGGGGUUGUCUGCAGGAGGAGGAGGGGGAGGAGGAGAGAGUAGCAGUGGAGGGGUGGUGCCCUGGGCUUACAUCUCUCUCUAUUGUGGCUUCUACUUCAUGUCUGGCAGUGGGUUCGGAGGCAGUGGAUUCCUCUCCAACAUCCGCUCCCUCCUCUGGAUCAAUGUCCAGCAGUACUCCAUGCGGACCACCAUGGUGGAAAUAUUCUCACAUCUCCACAGUCUAUCUCUUCGAUGGCAUCUAGGGAGGAAGACGGGGGAGGUGUUGGGGGUGAUUGACAGGGGCAACAACAGUGUGGUGACUCUGCUGAACUACAUUCUGUUCACGAUUCUGCCCACCAUAGCCGACAUUCUCAUAGCCAUUGUGUACUUUGUGUUCGCCUUCAACCUCUACUUUGGCCUGAUAGUGUUCGGCUGUCUGAGUGCUUACGUGGCCGCCACAAUCACAAUAUCCGAGUGGAGGACCAAGUUCAGGCGCGAGGUCAACAGACUGGACAAUGCCUCACGUACAAAGGCAGUGGACUCCCUCAUCAACUUCGAGACUGUCAAGUACUAUGGGGCUGAGAAGUACGAGGUGGAGCGAUACGAGAGGAGUCUUCUCAGCUACCAGGAGAUGCAGUGGAACAACCUCGCCUCUCUCCAGCUCCUCAAUCUAGUCCAGAUUGUCAUCGUCAACAUGGGACUGUUCGCCGGCUGUCUCCUCUGUGCCUACUACAUCAUCGACCAUCACAGAUCUGUGGGAACAUUUGUCCUGUACACGACUUACAUUGUGCAGCUGUACGGACCCCUCAACUUCCUGGGCACGUGGUUCCGAAUGAUCCAGCAGUCGUUCAUAGACAUGGAGAACAUGCUGGACCUGUUCAUGGAGUGUCCAGAAGUACAAGACAAGAAUGACUGCACCCCCCUAGUGAUCAGCGGGGGAGAGAUAGAGUUCGAGCAAGUGUGUUUUCAUUACACGCCCGAAAAGCCAAUUCUCUCAAAUGUCUCCUUCAAGGUUCCUGCUGGGAAGACAGUGGCCAUAGUGGGUCCCUCGGGUGGGGGAAAGAGUACCAUAAUCAGACUGCUGUUCCGCUUCUAUGACAUCCAUAGUGGGCGCAUCAGCAUAGACGGGGAGGACAUCAGCCGAGUGAGUCAGCAGAGUCUGAGGAGCAACAUUGGAGUGGUGCCCCAAGACACUGUCCUCUUCAACGACACCAUCAGGUAUAAUAUCGAGUAUGGUCGACACGGGGCCGAUGAGAAGGACAUCUAUGAGGCAGCGGCCAGGGCGGACAUCCACGCGAGGAUAGAACAGUUUCCCGACCAGUACGAAACUCUGGUGGGGGAGAGGGGACUGAAGCUGAGUGGGGGAGAGAAGCAGCGGGUGGCCAUUGCCAGGACUGUCCUCAAGGCGCCCAAGGUGAUCCUGUUGGACGAAGCGACCUCAGCUCUGGACACGAAGACGGAAAGAAACAUCCAGAGUGCACUGGAUGACGUCAGCAAAGACAGGACCACGCUGGUAGUGGCCCACAGACUGUCGACUGUGGUCAAUGCGGACAUGAUCAUGGUCCUCAAGGACGGGGUCAUAGUGGAGAGGGGGACUCAUCAGGAACUGCUGGACACUGAGGGAAGUGUGUAUGGGGAGAUGUGGAGUCAGCAGGCGACUUCAUUUGUGACUGAGAUGGAAACACUAAAAGAAACAGAAACUGAAACAGAAACGGACAAGGAGAAAUAAUGCAGCCAAAAAGAAUAUCAGGAAAAGACUUUGAUAUAAAUGGCCAGUACAUAAUAGAGUGUUAUUAUUCGACCGCUCACAAAAAAAUUGUCAUAAUCUAUUGAGUGUUAGUGGAAAGAAUAGUUUGGUUGUGAAUCUCUAGUGAUAACACUGGUUACGUAUCUAGUGUAGCAUAGUAUAAAUUAAUUCAGCAAUGUGCAUUGGAAAAGGGAAGGGAAGCGCGCAAACUAGAAGGGCCGAAUGACCGCAAUGAAGUUGAGCAAAUCGGUAUUCUGUAUUCAAAAAAAUCCAAAAGAGCAAAUCUGUGUUAGUCUAGUAAAAUCAACAGAUCGUGCAAUCGGACUGAUACUUGAUGCGUGCUUGCCAGACCAGAUACACCACUGUUUAUCGGAGUUCGGUUCGGCUGCUGCCAGACUGCUCGUGAGGUUUUUGUUCCCAUCACUUCACGAAAUGAAGGGAAGAAGUUAUGGAUUAGCGCGUUUUUUUUUUUGUAUCUCUUGUAAUUUUAGUAUCUCAAGGAAAGCUCAAAGGGAUGGAUAGAGUGUAGUAUCACAUGAAAGACCUAUUGGAGGUGAUUUGAUUGGAGUUUAAAACCAUCGGAAAGUUGCUCACGUCCUGAGCUCAAAUUUGAAAAGAUAUUUCACGGUGAUUUCAUCCGUCUCAAAAACAUUGCAGCUUGAUUUGAGGCAAGCUAUUUGGUCUAAUUGACACGUUACUAGACGCUCGAUACACCAACUUGUGCUUCAAAUAAUGAUGAGAGACUUGACUUGAUAUGAGCAGUUGUCUUGUACGGUUGGUGGUUUGUUGCAUUUGUAACUAGUGACAAACUUCAGAAGCUAAGCGUACGUCAACAUAUCCUGGUUAUAACAGCCGCCUUUAAUCUACUUAGGAGUAUGUUGUGUUGCUUUACUUUCACCCUAUGACUUUCAGCCACUUUUUCUAGUUCUCUGUGGUUUGCUACCUUUUUCAGCCAGGUUAAUUAUUCCAUAUUUUCAGUUGUCCUAAUAUGCUGUAACGGUGCUGUUUGUAUUGAGAUUUUGAUAGAUAUAGGAAGUAUUCUUAAAUAGAUAAUAAUCAAUAAUGCUAUCCAAAGGGAGCUAUUCGAAAGUGAAUAAACGCAUCUUGCGGAAUUGCAUUCCCACUUUCUCGUUAAUAUUCCUUGUGUUGUUUUAAGAGAUAGUUAUACAAAGAUUUAAUUAAUUGUUUCACUCUA
This is a messenger RNA of Symsagittifera roscoffensis, 4856 nucleotides long. Its product is annotated as ATP-binding cassette sub-family B member 6-like. Gene Ontology annotation, molecular function: ABC-type heme transporter activity; ATP hydrolysis activity; ATP binding. The transcript has 10 exons. NCBI's taxonomy places the organism in Eukaryota, Metazoa, Xenacoelomorpha, Acoela, Convolutidae. Gene Ontology annotation, cellular component: vacuolar membrane. The record is from RefSeq and is a predicted model, not a curated record. Bases 842 to 3643 code for a protein of 933 amino acids. Gene Ontology annotation, biological process: transmembrane transport; heme transport.